Clonostachys solani is the source of this 1272-nucleotide messenger RNA. Lineage: Eukaryota; Fungi; Ascomycota; Sordariomycetes; Hypocreales; Bionectriaceae. The record is from the annotation of a GenBank genome assembly.
AUGUCUGCCAAGUCAACUGUCGGAUUUAUCGGGCUGGGUGCCAUGGGUUUUGGCAUGGCAACCAACCUGGUGGCCCGGGGUCACCAAGUCAAGGGCUACGAUGUGUUCCCAGCGAGUGUGGAGCGUUUCGAAAAGGCAGGGGGGAUUGGAGCCAAGUCACUGUUAGAUGUUGUGGAAGGCGUCAAAGAUUGCGUGUGUAUGGUGGCCACGGCCGCACAGGCCCAAGAUGUUCUCAUCAACAAGGGCGUCGGGGCGACGAUAUACCUGUGCUCGACGGUACCUUCCACGUACGUCACUGCUCUUCAGGAUGACAUUGCCAAACUAGGACGGGAAGAUGUCUCUCUCAUCGACUGUCCCGUUUCGGGUGGCGCGGCGAGAGCGGCUGCUGGGACGCUGUCCAUCAUGGCAGGCGCCUCUCCCCAGGGCCUUGAGAAGGCGGGGCCUUUGCUCCUAGAAAUGGGGGCCAAAGAAACAGUAUUCACGAUGCCCACGGGAGUUGGCGCUGGCAGCAACAUGAAGUUGGUCCAUCAGGUCCUGGCCUGCUGCAACAUCCUGGCUGCGGGAGAGAUCAUGGGGUUUGCAGCAAGCCUGGGCUUGGAUGGCGAUGAACUAUUGAAGCGUGUCAGUUCAACUGAUGCAGGGGCGUGGAUGAUACAGAAUCGCAUCCCCCGAAUCAUGGCCGAGGAAUUCGUACCUGUUGUCAGUGCCAUGGCAAUUAUUCUCAAAGACAUAACCCCGCUCUCGGCAUUUGUAGAACAGCAAUAUGUUGCCCGGUCGGCUCGAGGAGGAGGAUCGACUGACGAUGCGGAGUUGAUCAAGCUAUACUACCCAGCUGCUGUCAAGGAUGCUCCAUCCGCCAGCCAGCGAUCUAAUGACACAGCAGAAUCGGAUAUCCAUCUUGUGCUUGGUACGCUCAAGAGUCUCCUACUUCUGGCUGUUGCCGAAGCUGUCGGCCUGGUGCAUGCACUCGGCGUUGACAUGAACACAUUCUACAAGCUUGCAUCAAGUGCAUCCGGCGGUAGCCGCAUGCUGGAGAGAUACGCGCAUGAAAUGUAUGCCUUUCUGGACGGAUCUCGGGAGGCAUCUACAGAGUACGGCACCGUCAACGACCUCGUUGGUCAACUGGAACUUGCUUUGGAAGAGGCGAAGAAAGCCGAGUGCCCUUUAUUCAUGACAUCCAAUGUUAUGAGCACCCUUCUACUGGUCAAGGGCAAAGGAUAUGGAAACGCAGGGCUAGCAAGCGUCGUGUCGCUCUGGAUCAAAGAUGCUUGA